AUGGAUCCCUUAAGCGCUCUAUAUGCGGCGGAUUUUGGCAAGUGGGGCCACGCGGAUUCCAGAAUACCUGUCGUUCGGGCGCUUGAACAUCUCCUUCCGGGCCAUAGCGGCUCAUACGCGCGACAGCGUCCGCAGAUUGGUGCCGUCAAAUUUUGGCCGAUGGGAAACCAUGUGUGCCUGCGCAUUUGUGACCAACAGGAACGCCUUGCGAAACGCGGCAUCGCCGAUACCGUCAGGUGGAGCUGUGGGUAUGGAAGCGUGCUAUCCUGACAAGUGUAUGGAUAUACCACCAUGAACGCUGCGGUAUCAUGCGCUCGUGAGAGUUUCGUGAAACUACCGCAAU
Molecule: messenger RNA, 343 nt
Organism: Punctularia strigosozonata HHB-11173 SS5
Lineage: Eukaryota; Fungi; Basidiomycota; Agaricomycetes; Corticiales; Punctulariaceae
Exons: 3
Coding region: 23-295 (90 amino acids)
Source: RefSeq, a predicted model, not a curated record